UUCACUUCGAUUUUGGGCUGUGCCCUCACUAUUCACUAUCUACGGCAGGCCCUGAUUUAAUGAGAAUUAUCUUCACGGCGAUUUACUUCCGCUCUUUUCUCUUUUUUGUUCACCAAUCUUGUAGGAAGCCUAGAUUUCAAGGAUUUAAUAGUGUCGCAUACCCAACAUGAGGACUUCAAGCUUUCGGAGGCGUGUUCGCGCAAACGACUUAAGGAUAUCUGUUCGCGACGAUGUUCCGAACACCGUCGAAGAUUCCGACUUGUCCGAUUCUGAUGAUGAAGGAGAGCCGGACACACCCUCACCAACAACAGAAACUUUUCAAUCUCCUACUCCCGCACCAACUGCACCUACCGAGAGUUCUACGCAACAACUGGGAGGGAUCACGCCAACACCAAGCAGCUCAGACCCUACCGAGCCGACAGCCAUUAGCUCUAGUUCUGAUGUGUUGCCUGCUCAGACUUCUUCGAUCAACGUGGGUGUCACUCAGAGCACGCCACCUCAGACCGGCGAAACUAUUCAGGCGCAAGCAAGUCAAUCAGGAAAUGAAGCGCCUGGUAGAAGUAGGGAUGGGGCCAUAGCGGUUGGCUCAGUUGGAGGAGCAGUAGUUGUAGCUGCUAUCAUCUUUAUCCUAUGGAAAUGGAGGCGACGACGAAACCGAGCGGGAGGUAGUCUCUAUUCAGAGUCCACUUCGUUCUCAUUUUUCGGGAGAAGAAAAGCUUCCCCUCGUCCAACGAUGGCAAACUAUGGGCCACCAGGAAGAACGCAAUCGGGAAUUAUGGAUGACCUCAUGGCGGCUGCAUAUGCUGCCGAAGAUGGCAAUGCUUCGCAGUAUGGUGGUUACACAGACGAGAAGCAGCGAAUGAAUGCAUCUGUAUAUGCCCCGAACCCGACACAGCCUCCACCGAUUAGAUACUCCGGUGCUGUGGGACAACAAACAGCAGUGAACUCCGACAGAGACUCGCACUCUCUUUAUGUGAACCAACUCCUCUCUGGAUUCUAUAAGGGCUCGAAUUCUGACGGCCUCGCUGCCCCACCCGGCGCAAGAGUACCCCCACCAGCUCCAUCUGUAGCUGGACGAACCGAGGUUACGAAUACUACCGAAACCACUUGGAAAACAUGGGGCUGGGAGCAGAAGAAACCGCAAAAAGAGACAUGGGUCGAUAAGUGCAUUCGCUUAGGAGGUUUAAAAUGAAAGCCACCUGUUUGACAAGUUUGUAUAGCAGAUUAGGACUCCAGAUCGAGUUGCGACGCCAUUUUGAAAUCUAAAACUUGCGAGAUGCGCAUAU
This is a messenger RNA of Hypoxylon trugodes, 1286 nucleotides long. RefSeq lists its product as uncharacterized. The transcript has 3 exons. The record is from RefSeq and is a predicted model, not a curated record. Bases 167 to 1192 code for a protein of 341 amino acids. NCBI's taxonomy places the organism in Eukaryota, Fungi, Ascomycota, Sordariomycetes, Xylariales, Hypoxylaceae.